Molecule: messenger RNA, 3681 nt
Organism: Bombus huntii
Lineage: Eukaryota; Metazoa; Arthropoda; Insecta; Hymenoptera; Apidae
Product: trichohyalin-like
Exons: 2
Coding region: 273-1751 (492 amino acids)
Source: RefSeq, a predicted model, not a curated record
CCUAAUGUCGACCGACGUGGAUAGACGAACAGCAAGUAGCACGACGUGCAAAUUAAUUCCGUGCAGAGUUAAACAGUCAAAUUUAUGGCUACUGAUCUGUUCUAUCGACUAUAUCGCAUUAACAUGUGACACAGAGGAAAAUGAUAACGGUUGAAGUCUGCGACCUGCAGCAAAAAUGAAUAUGUUCUAAACGCUUGCAGCAUCAUCUUUGAAUCAGCUGUCAUAAGCAGACGAUGCACAGUAUCUGAUGCCAUUUAUUGGAUUGUAAGGUCAUGGAAUUGACUGAAACUAGUGUACAGAUAAGAGAUUGUUCCAUUGACUUUAUUCCUGUUUACAUUAAACAAGAGAAUGAUGAACAUGAGACGGAUUUUAAUGAUAUUGAAAUAAUUAAUGCAGCACAAAAUUUUUGUUCUAUUGAAAUUAAAGAAAGCAAAGGAUGUGGUACAAUUAAUAACAAUGAAGAAUCAAAUAUAAACAACAAAAGCAGUAUACAAAAUACAAAUAAUUUAAAUAAUCCAAACUCAGCAUUAAAUAUUACACAACAAAAUGAAACCUGUAAUAUCAAUGGUAUUUUAAAUAGUUCAGUGUAUUUGCAAAAUUUGGAUUAUGAAAAUAUAAAUAUAGAAAUACAAAAACCAACGAAUCAAAUAGCUGAAGUUUUUAUUAAUCAAAAUGAACAAAUACAAACAACCAAUUAUAAUGUUUCAACAGUUACAAUACCAAGUGAACUAUUAGGACUAAAUCUUAAUAUAAAAAAGGAAAAUGAAUUAGAUCAAGAAACAGUUUAUAGUACAGAAUGGUUGUGCAAUGUAAAUAAUGAAACUGAUCUUCGAUUAAAAGUUUCAAAAAAUACCAAGGAUAGGAUUCAAGAAGUUCCUACUGACAUUGAUGAUACAAUAACAAUAUUGAACAAACACAAAGAUCAAACAUUAGAGAAUGUUAAUAAUAUAAGAACCAAGGAAAGUAAACCUGAAAGACCUAAAAGACAAUUGAAAAUAAGAUCAAACUCGUUACAAGAUUAUAAAGAAAAGUUACGAAGAAAGGCAGAGUGCAUGAGAGAGAAAAGGAAAAAAUUAUAUGAACAAGAAAGUGAAGAACAGCGGCAACAGAGAUUAGCAAAGGAGGCAGCGAAAAGACGAGAAAUGAGAAUGUAUUAUGAAACACCAGAGCAAAGAAGAAAAAGAUUAGAUGCAGAAGCUGCAAGGAAAAGAGAAUACAGGAUGUACAAUGAAACACCUGAAGACAGAAGAAAAAGGUUAGAUCGUGAAGCAGAAAGAAGAAGAAUGAAAAGGCUUUCGCUAUAUGCUAGUGAAACUCCUGAACAAAGAAGAGAGAGAUUAAAUAGAGAAUCAGCGAAGAGAAGAGAGGCUCGACUUAAUCAAUAUGCUAAAGAAACACAAGAAGAAAGAAAAGAAAGAUUAAAGAGAGAUGCUUUGAGAGUUAGAGAAAUGAGAUUUACUAGAUCUGCUAUUGAAACAGAAGAGGAGCGCAAACAAAGGUUAGUAAAAGAUGCUCUUCGAAAAAGGGAGGUAAGAAUGCAUGGACGUCAUUCGGUGAAUAAUAAUUUCACUGAACUUCAAACGGUUCGCAAUUUUGAAGAAUUAAACAAUGUGCAGAUAAAGGAGAAUCCUGAUAAUAAAUUGGGAGGUCAUUACUUGAGUAACUGGAUGAUGUGGUUCCAAAAUUCAUUAGUCCAACCUGUUCAUGUUGAAGAACAAAUCAUCAAAUCUCAAUCAGAAAGUAAUGGAUAAAAAAUUUGUAUAAUAAAUUUUUACUACUGUAUAUAUUCUCUUUAAACAUCUAUACAUGAAACAUAAAUCUCAAUCAUGUAAGAUGAUUUGUACAUAUUAUUUAUACAAUAUUUAUGCUUGAAAUAUAAUAGCAAAAUAUAACAUAUUCUAUGGCUGCAUCAACAUAAUAUUUAGAAUAUACAACAUAUAUAAAUAAUGGUUCUUAUAUACUGUAUAAUUUUAUUUUUAAUAUUUAUAUACUUUACAAUCAAGUACGAUUAUGUUAUCAUAUAUUGUUAAGAAUGUAAAAACUUGUUAUUUACUAUAUUUAUUAAUGUAAGAUAAAAUUCAAUGACUAAUGAAUACUAUAAACAUUUGAAACGUUUGAAACGUUUAAUAUCAUUAAACUUUGUAUCGUAAAAAUUACAAAGUAUAUUCAAAAGUUUUACUAUUUCAAGAGAUGUACAAAAUAUGAUAAAAUUAUUGCAUUGUUAUUCUAUUAUUUAAUAUAAAUAACAAAAAAGAAUUUAUUAAUGUAUUAAAAUUGUAAAGAAUUAGAAUGAUACAUUUGUGUGAGAUAAAAGAAAUACAUACUUCUUAACAGUGCCUUUUUGUUCACUGUUCUACAAAAGCAAUUUCUAAUGUGAUUCAAACAAUUUAUACAUAUGUAUAUAUCAUUUAAUUAUGAAUGAAUGAUUCUGACGAAAAUAUGACUACUUCUUAAACUAUACAUACAUUGUCAUGCGACUUUCCUACAAGUUCCUUUAUAUGGAAUAAAAUAAGAUAAUAUCGUUAUCAUAAAAUUUUGUUUCAUUAAUAAUCUUAUUUUCCUUUUCUAAUUUUCUUCUCUGUCUCUUAUGUUUAAAAUUUAUUAUUAAUUAAUGGUUGACCCAGCCAAAUGGCUUCACCUAAAUAUCUGUCUUACUUAUUACUGUAUGAAAAAAGUUCUCAGGAUAAAGUUACACUAUUUCAAGGGUCACAAAUAACAACAGAAAUAGUUUUCUCUCAUGAUCAUUUUUUUUACAAGGUUUGAAAUCAAUCAGUAAUUCUUUAAAUAAAAACAUAUAUUUGUUUUUCGAUAUUCUUGCAGAGUAUAGAAAGACAAAUUUAACGACUUUCAUUAUCGUUCCCACCAUUUAAUCUUGAGAUAUUCGCAUCAAAAAUAGACAUGUGUAAUGUUUAAUUGUUCAAUAGACAAGUGGUAAAAUUAAAAAAUUCCAAUUUCUCGGAAUUUAUUAAUUUUUGCAUGUUCAAUUUAUAACCCAAGGAAUUAAUUAAUAUUACUCUUAUUGAAAUAUUCUUCCUACUUUCUUAGUUAUAAGCAAAUUUCAAAAAUCGUCCAAUCCAAGAACAACGAUACGCUAUAACCAUCUAGCAGUGAAAAGGUGGAACUAAUCUCUUUAUGAUGAAAUUAAAAAAUCAAAUUUCUCUGUCUAUAAGGCGAAUCCAUCACCUGUUCAGAAAUUAAAUUAAUGUUUUAAUUCUCAGAAAUCAUCUUUGUCUAAUAUUAUUCCGACUAUCUACAUAAUUAAUUAAUUACAUGUAAUUAGUGUAAAGUGCUCUAUUUGAACAUAUUUUUUGCAUCGUGACACCAUCUACCAGCGAGUUAGUAAUACUAACAAGACGUACAUUUUUUAACUAGCAGAUGGACCACGUAGUUUACGAUCCUUGGCUGUAUGUGAUGCCAUAAACGCCGUGGUCUAUGCCGACUACAUGAGCUUAUAACCUAUGUUAUAAACUGAAUAUUUUUAGAACAAUCAAAAUUAAAUUGAUAUUUUAAAAAAUAAGUUUGGAUUAUUCGAUAAACAUUUUAAUAUAAUAUCAUUGAUCGUAAAAUUUUUUAAAAUAAAUACUGUGCAUUUACUAUAUAAAAAAUAGAUAAGAAAAUAAGUGAAUAAAUAUUGACAUUUUUUCAUAGUUAAAUAAAUAAAAUUAAUAUAUAUUUGAUAUA